Ylistrum balloti is the source of this 10415-nucleotide messenger RNA. RefSeq names its product voltage-dependent calcium channel subunit alpha-2/delta-2-like. The coding region runs from base 1 to 3303 and encodes 1100 amino acids. The transcript is spliced from 39 exons. The record is from RefSeq and is a predicted model, not a curated record. Gene Ontology annotation, cellular component: voltage-gated calcium channel complex. NCBI's taxonomy places the organism in Eukaryota, Metazoa, Mollusca, Bivalvia, Pectinida, Pectinidae. Gene Ontology annotation, molecular function: voltage-gated calcium channel activity.
AUGGCGACCAUGACAUAUAGACAACUGUGCUUGGAGCUAUUUUUACUAGUUUUCGUCGUCUGUAUAAUACAACCUGGCAAUUUUGAGACUCUUCCAGAGUUAAGUGUUGUGCAGACAUGGGCAGAGAAGUUGGAUAAGGAGUUGGAAAAACUUGCAGAGGAUUACACAGGCAGCAGUGCGCUGACGACGGGUUACCAAAAGUUUUAUGAUGAUCGAAUCAUGAAGUUUGGCCAUGUAAACAGUAUGACCCUGGUAACUGAAAUGGCUGAGAAACUGACGACAAUGUUGGGAGGAAAAAUGGAGGCUCUUCGAAGGUCGGUGGUACUAGCGGAGAAGGCUGCUGCUAACCAUACCUGGGACUCCAGCCUAAAGCUGGGUAACGUGGAUUACUGGAACUCUAAAGAGCCUGGUCAGCUUCAGGACCACCUUGAGUACAGUGAAAGGUUUCAGCAGGAGAUCAAUGCCACUCGUUCUAGCGUUCACAUACCUGUGGAGAUAUAUGAAGGGGACAUCCAUAUCCUUAAUGGUUUGAUGUGGUCAGACCAGCUGGACACGGUAUUUGAGGAGAAUUAUCAGCGUGAUGAUGACAUCUUGUGGCAGUACUUUGGCAGUCAGACUGGCUUUAUGAGAACUUUCCCAGGGAGUUUGUGGAGUACUCCUGAUGAUGAAGUAGACUUGUAUGAUGUCAGACGAAGACCUUGGUAUACACAGGGCUCUAGUUCUCCAAAGGACAUGCUUAUCCUCAUUGACAGGAGUGGAAGUGUACAUGGUAAAACCCUACAGCUGGUCAAGGUCGCAGUGAAGUCCAUCCUGGAUACGCUCGGCGAGAACGACUUUGUUCAGAUCAUUAUGUUCUCAACUGAAGCUGACUAUGUGAGCUGUUUUAAAACAUUUGUUCAAGCUAAUUAUAGGAACAAGAAGCUCUUGGGAAAAGCAGUUGAUAAUUUAACAGCCAAGGGCAUGGCCAAUUUCAAAGUUGGCCUCAACUUUGCAUUUGAACAGUUUGAAAAGUUCGAGGCAAAAUUUCAAGACAGAAACAGAUCUUCAGCAGGAGAGGGUGCAGACUGCAACAAGAUGAUUAUGUUGUUGACUGAUGGAGGCACAGAUAUGGCCGAGGAAGUGUUCAAGGAGCGUAACUGGGGUCGCGAUCGCAUGAUUCGAGUUUUCACUUAUGCUGUUGGACAAACUGCCAACUCCGUAAAAGACAUCAAGUGGAUGUCAUGUGCUAACCGAGGUCGUUUCUCAGAGAUUCCAGCCAUGGGAGCCAUCCGAGCUAAAGUACAGGAAUAUAUGCCACUACUUGUGGAGACAAAAGGGAGCUUAAAUAUUUCGGAUACACAGUGGCGUUUAAACAAUGAUCCAAGGGGGCUGGGCAUGAUGACCACUGUAACACUGCCUGUGUAUAAUCGCACUGUAGGAGCGUCUAACCAGACAAUCCUUGGAGUCAUGGGUAUUGAUGUAACUACAGCACAAAUGGAGAGGUUCUCCCCAGUCUGGAAGCUUGGUCCUAAUGGCUACACCUUUGCUAUCAACACCAAUGGCUAUGUGAUAUUUCAUCCCCUCCUAAAGAUCAAUCAUUACCUUAAAGAUCCUCCAAAUAUGGAUUUCCUGGACUUAGAGGUGGAGAAUGACAUGACCAUCAAGCUACGUAAAGAUAUGAUAGACCAUAACAUUGAUUCCAUGAUGAUCAAGACCUAUGUUAAAUCACCAGAUGAGAGACAUGUAGAUGUGGAGAAGAGGAACUAUUCCUACACUGUAAUCAAUGGUACCAACUUCAGCUUGGGAGUCAGUCUGCCUCUGUACCAGAAGAGAUAUCCACAGAUAGAGGGAAAUGCUUGUUAUAUAACUGAUAUGAACUUCUCACAAUCUGAAGUCCUGGUUGCUCCAUGGGAUUACUAUGAGGGACAAUCUAAUGGCAACAUGACAGGCUUUUUAGCUGACAUUCAUAAAGUCCUCCAGCUCAAACAGAAGUGUGAAAACCUCAAAUUUGCACCUGGCCUGAAUGUUGACGUGGAUAAGGUAAAACAUUUACAUUGGGACAUGCAGAUGGCCAAGUUGUUUGAAAACUACUGGACAGACAUGGCAGCAGCAGGUCAUCCUAUUGGCACCAACAAAAGCACAACCAAUAAUGACACAUCUGUCAAUGCUACCAAUGUACAAGUGGUGGCACAAUUCAUGGGAACCGCCGGCGGAUUAACCACAAUCAUUCCAAAAAGUGAGGCUGGAUUAUUGGAGAAAGACCGAGACACUUGGAAGGCUAUCUACUACAGACGAUCCCUAGACACAUCAAAGUCUGUUUUUAGCACAGACUACACACUGGGCAAGAGGAGUGUCAACGACAGUGUCCCACAUAUCCGCAUCACCAGGGCCAUCAGCAUGGAUCUAGGCGGUGAUGUAUAUAAACCAGCAGUGGUUGGCCUGUUUAUCUCCCAUGAAACCUUGUUGGAGGAGAUUCUUAGAACUAUUGACAAGUACACAGCCCCUGGAACUUUGAACUGUGGUGAUGAUGCAGAAUUAUUAUGUUAUUUACUGGAUGAUGGCGCUUUCCUUAUUGCAACAAAUCAAGCCGAUAAACUAACAGAGAUUGGUAGAUUCUUUGGUCAUAUCGAUGCUGGGUUGAUGAGUGCUUUAUAUAAUACAACUUAUCAAAGACUUGAGCAGUACGAUUACCAAGCAACAUGUUCAAAGAGUGAAGAUGAAAGUAAUAGUGCUGCUUCUCUCUCGUUUAGAAUUCCGUCCAUUAACCUUUUGUUCGACUUCUUGACUGUCAACUGGUUCAGCAGCUUCUGGACAUGGUCCGCGUUCAACUUUAAUCUGUUCAGCUGGCUGUCCCCACAGACGGAUGCAGCUUAUGUGGAGAUUCCAGAGGACAUGACGACUAACACAGAAGAAACCGACCACUGUAUAAAGAAACAGGCACAAUACUAUUUCAGUGACAAGCUUGGCACAGGUCCCUUCAAAGAUACCAUUUACCCAUGUGACAAGAACUGUACAAGGGAUUUCUAUGCUGUGCGUUUCGCAAAGACCAACCUUCUGUUGUUGGUAGCUACUCCAGAAUGUCCAGACUGUAUGUUAACAGCUGCUGGUGAAGGCCUUAUUCAAGAACCACGCAAAGAUGAAGGUCCUGACUACUGUAAUCUGACACCUCGUUAUAGAAACAACCCUGAGAAAUGUUACGACUUCGAUGAAAAGGAGGAUACAAGCAAGUGUAGUGGACCGUACUCCCGCCCAGUGUCUACAGCGGUCAUCACCUUAGCAACAAUAGCAUCGCUACUGUCCGCAGUUCUGCUAACAGACAGAUAAUGGAAACAGAUACUAUGUGUAUUGUAUUGAAGGACUCUAGAGGAAAUUUCCUAAAGACACUGAUGUGGAUACCAAGACAUGUUGAGGAUGUGUGAUAUAGGAGUCCAGAUGGACUCUUUACAACAGCAUCCCGAAUAACUUCUUUGGUGUUAUACUGAUUUCUUGUCCACAAAUUAAAAUCAAGAAAUAUACAUCGAGAUUGUGACAUAUUAACGCUACACAGUGUGAAUGUCAUUCUAAUUUAUGUCCAAGUUCCUCACAACACAGAGGUUAAAUGAUGAAACACUGCCUGAAUGUCAUUGUAGAUCUCCAGGGAAUGCAUUGUACCAGGUAUUAUUGUGUACUGACAUAUACAGUAAGUCUGAAGGAAUUUGUUUGUGCCGGAACAAUCAUUUAUGAAACCCUAUAUACUGGAGAAACCUUGUGUGAACAGGAGAAAUAUUUGUGUGAGUUAUGUGAGUGAGGAACAGACUCUGUGAUAGAGCUGACAGUUAGACACCUAUCAUUCCGAUGAACCUCAUACAAGUUUCUGUAAAGCCAAAGAUGUAUGGUAUUGAAGUCAUGCAGAUGUCAUAUUUUCCCCAUACACCAGCACAUCAUUCCAAAAUUUCAUACUUUAUUCUGAGGAAAUAUAUUAUAAUAUCCUACACUCAGUUGUGUAUAGUUGGCAAUAUUCCCGGCAGAUAAAUCUCACUUUGUGUUCAUUAAAGUUUUUACAGUGAAUCAGAAUCUCACAAGGAAGUGUUAUCUGUCGGUGUACAAAAAUACCAACUGAUGUGUCAAAUUGAAUCCUCAUGAAGUAGCCCAAACCAAGACAAUUGCAAAACACUAGCCCCGGGACAACUGCGAAACAUUAGCCCCAGGCAACUGCAAAAUAUUAGUCUUUUGAAAUUAAGCAUCUUUACAGUAGGUAAUUGGUACCUGAUUAUUCUGACCAUGCACUGACAUUAUUCACGACAAUUAACAUCCAUAGGAAUGUCUUCUGUACUGCUUAACUCUUAAACUGACAUCUGAAAUGAUGACACAUCUAACAGUGAACAUCGAGAGCUAGUAGUAACCUAGCACUGCAAAAUUAUGAUCUAUUAAGCAUAACAGCUGGCAGUUGUAAAUUUUAUUUUGAGUUUAAAAAGUGACGUCUAGCUGUUAUUGUGGCAAAGAUCUAUAACAAUACACAAGGUAAAACAAAUGUUUGUAUACCUAAUGACAGAUAGUGUAUGGUACUUCACUCGGGAUGAAUCCUGUUUACAGCCAUAAAUCUGUAUUGUUAAGGUCAAGGUUGGCUGAGCUUGGAGGUACCAGGGCACUAAGAUAGGUAUGUAAGGAUUCUGUAAGACUGUAAUGAUAUUUUACAUAAUUUUUACUUGCUUCACCGCUACAGGAAAGCAAUCACAGAAAAAUCUGUUCAUAAGUGCAUGUUUUGCUGUGUUUAGUAUUGUUAUUGCCCAUUAAAACCCAUUGAGAACAAGAUAAAUGAUGACCCUGGCAACACACCAGACAAUAUUUGUUUCAGUUGAGUUGUGUAUUUAUAAAAAUUGUUUUGUGUGUGAUUGUUAUGUGUUAAUUCAAUAGUUUUAAGAGAUUAUUAUAUGGAGCAGUUUACAUCUGUCAGGGUUUAAAAGUGUGUUAUAUUAUCAUGAGGCUUUCAGUGUGUGAAGUUAUUUAUUAUUAUUGAAAUAUUUAUGUAUGAAAGAAAGGUGAAAAUCUACCUUGUACUUAUUAUCAUGUUUGUAAUUGUUUGACUAAUAUAUACAGCUGUUAUAUAAUACGCUCUGGAUAUACGGGGUUAUUUCUAACACAGGAUUAUCUAAAACAUGUACCUGUGAUCUUAGUGAAGUUUAAAGAUGAAACAAGUCAUUGGUUGAUUUUUCUUACACAGGAUUAUCAAAAACAUGUACCUGUGAUCUUAGUGAAGUUUAAAGGUGAAAAAAGUCAUUGGUUGAUUUUUUGGUGUGGUUCUGUUAUUUAUAGUGAACUCCAAUAAGGCCAUGAUAUGUUACAGUGUGUCCAUUGUUUAAAGUGAGCUCCUAUAGUGUAUCUGUUGUUUAUAGUGAACUCCCACUUAGACUGAAUUACCUGCCUUUGUUACAAUGUUUCUCCCUUAGACUAUGCUCAUUGAAACUUAGACAGGUCAGGGCUGCCAUCUUGGUCAAAAUUUUGACCAAAACGACACUGAUUGGUGAAUUCAGUCAUCAAAUCAUUGAUGGGAUUUGAGUCUUGGAAAUCUUCUUGUUCACAAUGACAAUCUGUGGUGAAAAUGCUUACUUGCCUACAUUGUAGUAAUAUUGGAAUGCAGACAUUUGAAUAUUUCUGAGAAAAUCACAAAAAUUGCCAUCUUGGAAAGGAAUACCCAAGAGUACGUAUAAAUAUUAGCCAGUCAGAAUGACAGGAUUGAUAUGUCUGACCUGUGCAAAAGCAAAGUCUAGCGUAGAAUAGACAAACUAUGGCGGCAAAUCCAGUCUAGCUCCCACAAGGCCCAAACAUGUUACAGUGUGUCCAUUGUUCAUGGUGAACUCUCGCAAUGUGUCCAUUAAUAAUUGUGAGCUCCCACAAGGUCGGAAUAUAUGACAGUGUGUCCAUUGUUUAUAGUGAGCUGCUUACAAGGCGUAAAUACAUUUCUCUAAAUGUAAAACCUUUUUCCUGGAGUUUUUUAAUAUUUAGUAGUCUGAUUAAAACAAAAUGUACAUUUUAACAAGUAGAGGUGAGUAAAGAUCCGGAUUUGAUUAGAUUGAAGCCUUUUAAUCUUGUAAAUUAAGUUACAUUUCAUAUCUAACAUACACGGGAAUAGACAAAUUGAUUAUGGCAAAGUCAUUCUAUUAACAGUAUGGAAAUACUUUAAAAGUAAUCAUGUAUGCACUAAAUUCUCCAAGGGAAAAAAUGAUCAUAUUUUUUAUCAAGUUCACACAGUUGUUUUCUAAUUAUAAUUGAUUUUUUGUUUGUUUUAAUGUUGAAGUUUUAAAGCUGAAUUAAAACAGCUCAGAUGUAGAUUUCAAGGUUGUACAUAAUUAUCAGGCUUUAAAUUACUAUAGCAUUACACAAAUUUCAUCUUGAAGCUAGUAAUUAUUUGUUGAAUUAUUUGAAACCAUGCAUAUGUGAGUACCAUAUUGAUUUUCAUUUUGCCAUCCUUACACAUCUUUUCUGAGGUACAAGUAUGGGAUUUCCUACAGGCCAAGGAAAUAGAAAGAGGAUAUGUUGACAAAGGUAAUAGUAAGACUCCUAAACCAUGUGUUAUUUCAUCACAUGAUUUAUAGUUGUUUUACAAUGACCAUGCUUCCCCUGCUGGAAGUAAAUUACUUUGUUUUUAAUUUGUUUCCAUGCAUGUUACUAAUUCCAUCAGAGGAGAUUGUGGUAUCCUAUUUAAUAUGGUGUCUGUGUUGUCAUACAACAACUGGGGUAUUAACAUAAACGUUACGGCAGGUGGGGCAUCCUUGUCUGCUUAAGAUUGGUUUUUUUCCCCAUAAUUUUCUUUGUCUUUUUCCAUUGUUGCCAGGACCAAUAACCUAUCCCAUCAUAUAUCAGUCAAGAUAGUGUUUAUGUUUGGAAACAUUAAAUGAUAUUUAAUGUGUUAUUAUAUAAUUGUUAUGAUGUUCAUUUUGGAUUUUUUGUUGCCACGACUGUAUAACAUUACACUCACUUUGUACUAGGUUUUGGUGCUAUCUGAUUUCUCUGAUUUCCAUUUUUAAUCUUAGUACCCAUAGCUCUUUACAAUAUUUCACAUCUUAACUUACUUAAAUAUAUUUGGAAAAAAUCAUUGAUGAUAGGGGUUGGAAUUUUUUUUUUUUAAUAUUUUGAGAAUAUUAAGAGUGAAUGACUUUUUCAGUCUUAUUUUUCUAUCUUUUCAAAGUAAAGUUUGUAACUAUUUUUAAAUAUUUGAAUUUUUGUAUUUUCCUAUAAAAUCCAUCUAUAUUGUUUUAUUUAAGAUAAUACCAAAUGUUUGUAUGAAGGUAGAAAUAUUGACUUGGCUACUUUCAAAUGACACAUGUAGGACUAUUGGAGCUGUGAAAUAAAAUACAAACUAUAUUUAUUUUACAACAAUUGGGAAACAAGCUUAUAUUAGUCACUCUUGCUGGCCGGGAUGAAAGCUUCACGAAGGGAUUUUACUGUGUGAGGAAACCGAAAUACCCAGGAAAACCCACAUGUGAAAUAGGAAUGGAUGUUUGAUAUCUGCUGGAAAUCAACUGUUGUAGAUUCGACACAGAUAUCACAUUUGAUACCAAAGUAUAUAUGUAUUUAACCGGGAGUAAAACUUCCCUUAAUGUCAUAACUUUGAUCUUUUAACUUCAUUUUUGAUACAUAUUGUGAUUUUCUGUAGAUUGAACCUUGUGUUUUAGAUCAUAUUUUGUUUUUUUGAUUGAAUACACUUUAGUACAAAACACCAAAGUCUGUCCUGAUUCAAUGAUCUCCAACUUCUUUGUCAAAAAACACAAAUAUUACAAGUUUUAUUAAUCACAUUCUUUCAGCUGAUGUAAGAGUUGCUAUAAGAUAGACUUGGGGUCUUUAGCAGACAAACCAGUUAAUCAGCAUUUCAAAAGUAAUGUUUAGGCAUAAAUCAGGACGGACCUGCAAAUAUUGAUACAGGCCUGAAAAGGCUUAGUUUAUCAAAAACAAAAUAAGAUCAUCCUUAUUUCACAAACAAGCAACCUGUGUCCAACUUGUCCAACUUUUAACAGCCCUACUCUCAUUCUGUUUCACUGGAGCUGCAUUAACUUUGUAAAACAGCUAGGCUAGAAGGAUUAGACUGUCCAACACGAUGGUCUAAGAUUAAUUUUUUGAUAAAAUAGUCUAAAAUAUAUUAAAACAUGUUCUACUGUCUGUAGGGCAUAAGUUUUCACAAAACAGAUGGUUUAGCUAUGGUAACUGAGAACUCCUAUAUGUUAACUAAAAACUGAAUGAUUUUGUUAAAUUGCUUUUAUCAUAGACUUUGCUGUGUAAGGAUUGUUUCUACAGGAAAAGUAUUCAAAUUAUAGGACAGUGUUUUCCCUACACAAAGCAAUUCAUUGUAUAUAAGGAAUGGAAGUAAACACAAAUAAAUAACUGGAGUAAGGCAUGAAAAAUCUUUCAAAAAACACAGAAUUUGAAAAAGAGUUGAAAAUUUGUUAAUGUUAGGUUUCAGAGAAGCUCGGUAAGCUGGUCUAUGCAAUUGUAAAUUUGUCAAUAACAUCUGUGGGAAUUUAUAACCAUGUGCCAUUCUAUGUGACUACAAUCAGCAGUGUAUACUCCAAAGACAGCCAUCAUGUCCUUUUUCUCAUUAAUUACUAUUUCUCCAUUUUAUUUUAUGUAUGUAGAAGUUAUGAGUGAGCAUGUGAUACUGUUUGUGAAGUAAUUAAUUUUUGUGUUAUUGCCGUGGUAACCAUUGAUUUAGUGAUGGUAGCUAUAGGUGACUUGAGUGUAAUUUACAUUCCCGUAUCUGUGUGUCUAUCCUCACCAUGUUGUGUCAACCUCACAUAAUAUUGAUACAAAGAUUUAUCCUUUAAGUUAACAUGGACAGGAAGAGCACGCCUGUUAAUAGUUCUGUGAUGUUCAUAUUUCUUGAUUGCUUCACUUUAAAUAAGAAUAGUUUAGUUUUAGUUCAAAUAUAUUCUAUUGUCAUGAAAACGACAUGGGGGUCAGCGGUAAUUUAUCUCAACUAUAAUGCCUCUCCCAACAUAAAGAAUAUAGAUACCUCGUUAAAUAAAUGACUAGAAUUUCUUCACUUUGUUUAGAUUUUUAAUUAAUUAUGUUCGGUUCCAGUAUCAAAAUUAAGAAAUCAAGUAAUAGAAUGAACACGAAAAAUAUUGCAAAACAAAUACAUCUUUAAUGACAGUUAGGUUUUACUCCAUCAGAAUAAGCAUGCUGACUGAAAUUACAUCAGUGGUAUUGGAGCUGUAUUUCAGUUCAUGUUAAAUGUCUAAAUUUUUACUCUUACUGUAAAUACAUACAAUUCUAUUGUGAUAUUUAUUUUUAAAACUAUCUGAAGAUUUCUGUUUCAUUGAAUGACAUUUAUAUGUGAUAAAUAUGUACUUUAAAAAUUAAUGCAUAAUAUAGGAUGUGAAUAUAUAUAUGUGCAUUUAUAUCUACUUAUAUAAUUAUGUAAUUACUGUAAGUAUACGUGAUGGUUCAAAAGUAUUUUGUUACAUAAAGUUCGGAUGAUUAAACAGUUUGUAUAAAGUAAACAUUUAUUCAAGAAUUCUAUUAACAUGUUAAUACAUUGCUUUAAAAUCAAAAUUUGCUUUGUUUUUUGCCCGACAGUGUGUUGAUUGUUAGAAAGUCCUUCAAUGUUAUUUGAUGUCCAUUUCACUAGAGUAAGAUCAUGUGAUGCGAGCUUGAAAGAUUUUAGAAUAUUAAGGAAGGUUUUAUAUACAAAAGUAGAUGUAUAAACUUUUUUUAAAAGCUUUUAGCUAUCAUUUUUUUUCUUGAGGACCCCUUUAGUGUCUGUAGAUUUUACUAACAUUAUUUUGUAGAAUGGGCAGUCAAUGUUAUUUUGACAUCAGUUGUUGCUGCUAGGAAAACAAAUGUUCCUGUUGCAAUUUCAGAAAGAAAAAAAACUGAAUAAGAAUUAUGCUGUUCUUUGUUUUCAGAUACUCCCAUGGUUAAAAUCAGACGUUCUCAUCUUUGCUGGUUACAAGUUAACAAAACCAGACAAUUACAAGGUUGGCAGCCUUUUUCUUGAAGCGUGACAACAGAGAAUAUUCUUGUCUAAAGCAGCAUUUUCUGUUUUCAAAUAUUAAUAUUUCCAAGGCCCACAUUGUAUAAAAACAAACACCUUAGUACAUACACAGUGCAGUCCAGCUUGUCAGAAGACAUUUAUCUCAGGUCUUUGUGUAAAAGACUGCAAGGUUUUCAGUGAGUUAAUAUUUAACAUCGGACUAGAAACUUCCUGGAAAAAGACUGCCAAUUGUGUCAUGAUUGAAAUAUUUAAAAGCUUUUAUUAAUCCAGUUAGUUGAAACAUUUGUCCUAAUUAAUAAUGUGUUAACCUAGGUACUAAUAAGGGUGUUUUUUGUUGCCCAUGACAACAUUUGUACCAUGCAGGCUUUUUGAUUUGCAGUCUAGUCAUUAUACUGAUGGAAUGUUGAGUUGUAAGUGAUGGUGAUGGUUUUGUUACCCUAAUCUGGAAUAAAGACAAAUUACACUAGUA